Brugia malayi is the source of this 882-nucleotide messenger RNA. RefSeq lists its product as uncharacterized. The coding region runs from base 1 to 882 and encodes 293 amino acids. Lineage: Eukaryota; Metazoa; Nematoda; Chromadorea; Rhabditida; Onchocercidae. Gene Ontology annotation, cellular component: plasma membrane; extracellular region; cell surface. The record is from RefSeq and is a predicted model, not a curated record. Gene Ontology annotation, biological process: regulation of protein localization to membrane; cell migration; regulation of signal transduction. The transcript has 5 exons.
AUGUCAAAAUAUUUUCCACGACUAUUUGGUCAAUCAUCUGUAAUCGAUUCUUUCGAUGCCCUUAUUGAUAAUAUUCGUAAUCAGCUUUUCAUCACUACGGAUAUUUCACCACAACAAAUAAAGAAUGAAAUUGAAAAAAUGGUGCAAAAAUUCUUCAUUCAACUUAUUCCGCCAACGUUUCUUUGCAUAACAACAGGUCCAUGUAAAUCAGUAUCACAGUCAUAUGCUAACUGCUUGCAAAAUAAUUCACCGUUUUGGCGUGCAUUCUUCGGAAUGGAACCCGGUAAAAUAAGUGUCAUUUUAUGGCAAACAAUUAUGAAAUAUCGCUUAAUGGAAAGUACCAUCGAUAAAUUACACAGAUUAGCUAUGGAAGUUGAAGUUGUUAAUAAUUCAUGCAUAAUACAGCAUGCAAAUAUGAUGACAACUUGUUCAUCACUUUGUAUUCCAAUGAAAAAAGAAAUAAACGAUUACUGCAGUGAUGAUUGCAAGCAUGUAAUGUAUGAAUGUUUGCAUGAAAGUGCAAGUGAUUGGGAUAGUUUUAUACCAAUUUUGCAAAAAUUGACUGUCAAUUUCGACAAAGGUUUCGCUGAGCUUGAAAAAGGUAUCAUUCGAUCAAUUUCAUAUGCAAUGGAAAUGAAAGCUCCAGUGAUUGCUAAAACAGUACUAAAGAAAUGUGGUCGAAUUAAUUUUGCUAAAACACCAGAUACCAUUCGACAUAUUGAUUACCACAAGCCGGAUCCUGUACAGCGACGAGCAGUAUUCAUGAUUCGACAGUUUACGAUAUAUGUUGGUUGGUGGCGACAACUUGUCAACAAUAUUUGUAAUCAUCCAUUACGAACACUGGAAUGCUGGAACAAUACUGUUUCUAUUGACGUUAGGUAA